CAUUUUCUUUUCCAAAAAGUUAUGUCAUAGCCAUUUAAUCAUGACAACUAGAAUGACAAUCAGUGUGACGGAUAUCACGAUUUUCACUUUCCUUCCUUAUAGGGGCAGAGGAAAAGCAGGGGGAAGCUGGCACUGCGAUAAUCCUGGACUCGAAGCUGCAUUACUGUGCAAGGACCCAUGUGUGGUCGAUAAGCAGUCUGAAGGAUGACGAUGAGUAUCCUCGCCGACUGGAUGCCUCUGGCCCCACUCACGGACGAGGAAAUUUAUGGCACAGGAGCCAGUAUCAAAGAAGAGCUCAGUGAAGAUAUUUCCGAGGAUGCUUGUAUUGAAAUUAAAGAAGAACCGUUUGAUUAUGCAGACAAAGAGAGGGUGAACAACGAGAAAGUGAAACAUGAAUGUCUUUUCUUUCAUAGUUUUGAUGAACUAAGACAUGAAGGAAAUGCAAAGAACAUGUAUAAUAUGGUUCAGGAUCGGAAAGGCACGUUAAGAACGCCUUUUGUGGUUGAGAAUUGUCUGAAUAAGAAUUCAUCAGAUGGAGAUCAGGCGAUGCAUAAGGAAACUCUUAAUCAGGAUACACAACCAAAAGUGGAAGCCAAAUUGAAAAGUUUUGUAUGUGAGGGAUGUGGCAAGAAAUUUCCUCAUAAGAAUUAUAUCAACAUUGAUAUGAGAGUUCACACAAAAAAAGAAGCCAUUCAGCUGUGAGAUUUGCAGCAAGGCCUUCUCUCAGAAAGGUACUACAGUAAAGCACACGAGAGUGCAUACAAAGGAGAAGCCAUUCAGCUGUAAGAUUUGCUGCAAGGCCUUCUCUCAGAAAGGUGCUAUAGCAAAGCACAUGAGAGUACAUACAAAGGAAAGGCCGUUCAGCUGUGAGAUUUGCAGCAAGGCCUUUUCUGUGAAAGAUAUUCUAGUAGAUCACAUGAGAGUGCAUACAAAGGAAAAGCCAUUCAGCUGUGAGAUUUGCAGUGAGGCCUUCUCUCAUAAAGGUCAUCUAGUAGAGCACAUGAGAGUGCAUACCAAGGAGAAGCCAUUCAGCUGUGAGAUUUGCAGCAAGGCCUUCUCUCAGAAAAAGUACUAUAGUAAAGCACAUGAGAGUACAUACAAAGGAGAAGCCAUUCAGAUGUGAGAUUUGCAGUAAGACCUUCUAUGAGAAAUGUACUCUAGUAGAUCACAUGAGAGUGCAUACAAAGGAAAAGCCUUUCAGAUGUGGGAUUUGCAGCAAGGCCUUCUCUCUGAAAGGUACUCUUGUAAAGCACAUGAGAGUACAUACAAAGGAGAAGUCAUUCAUAUGUGAGAAUUGCAGCAAAACCUUCUAUGAGAAGGGCCAUCUAUCAAGGCACAUGAAAGUACAUACAAAGGAGAAGCCAUUCAGAUGUGAGAUUUGUGGCAAGACCUUCUAUGAGAAAGGCCAUCUAGCAAGACACAUGAGAGUACACACAAAGGAGAAGCCAUUCAGAUGUGAGAUUUGCAGCAAGGCCUUCUCAAAGAAAUGUACUCUAAUAAAACACAUGGGAGUACAAACAAAAGAUAAUCCAUUCAGCUGUGAGAUUUGCAGCAAGGCCUUCUCAGAGAAAAGUAUUCUAGUACAGCACAUGAGAGUACAUACAAAGGAGAAGCCAUUCAGAUGUGAGAUUUGCAGUAAGACCUAUGAGAAAAGCCAUUUAGCAAGGCACAUGAGAGUACAUACAAAGGAGAAGCCAUUCAGCUGUGACAUUUGCAGCAAGGCCUUCUCCGAGACAGGUAAUCUAGUAAAGCACAUGAGAGUGCACACAAAAAAGAAGCCUUUCAGCUGUGAGAUUUGCAGCAAGACCUUCUCUGAGAAAUGUACUCUAGUAAAGCACAUGAGAGCACAUACAAAGGAGAAGCCAUUCAGCUGUGAGAUUUGCAGCAAGGCCUUUUCUGUGAAAGAUACUCUAGUAGAUCACAUGAGAGUGCAUACAGAGGAGAAGCCAUUCAGAUGUGAGAUUUGUAGCAAGACCUUCUAUGAGAAAGGCCAUCUAGCAAGACACAUGAGAGUACAUAGAAAGGAGAAGCCCAUCAGCUGUGAGAUUUGCAACAAGGCCUUCUCUGUGAAAGGUACUCUAGUAAAGCACAAGAGAGUGCAUACAAUGGAGAAGCCAUUCAGCUGUGAGAUUUGCAGCAAGACCUUCUAUGAGAAAGGCCAUCUAGUAAGGCACAUGAGAGUACAUACAAAGGAGAAGCCAUUCAGUUGUGAGAUUUGUAGCAAGACCUUCUCUGAGACAGGUAAUCUAGUAAGACACAUGAAAGUACAUACAAAGGAGAAGCCAUUCCGCUGUGACCUUUGCAGCAAGACCUUCUCUGAGAAAAGUUCUCUAGUAAAGCACAUAAGAGUACAUACAAAGGAGAAGCCAUUCCGCUGUGAGCUUUGCAGCAAGACCUUCUCUGAGAAAAGUUCUUUAGUAAAGCAUAGGAGAGUACAUACAAAGUACAUACAAUGUGGCCUCCACAUUCUAGUAAAGCAUAUCAGAUUACAUAGAAAGCGGAAGCCAUACAGUUACGAUAUUUCCUAAAAGGCAUUCUCACAUAACCAUAAUCACAUGAGCCAUUUAAGAGUACAUGCAAUGAAGUAACCAUACUCCUGUAAUAUUUGCAAUAAGGCUGCACAUGAAACAACUCUUGUGAAUCAUAUUAUAUUGCAUAUAAAGGAGAAGCCAUACUGUUGUGUGAUAUGCUAAAGCUAUGAUAUCUAUAAUAACUAAUCUAUUGAGGUAUUUUUGAGACUAUAUACAAAAGAGAAUCCAUAUACAUAAUAUAUUUUAACACAGAGAAGAUAUCUCGUGGGGAAUAAAUAGCAUUAUAUUUCAUCUAAAGGUAACAAACUUCUUGAUACUAUUGGUGAGUAAUUGUCCCAAGCUUUUAGGAACACAUUUACUGAUUUAUGCUGUACAAAACAUUUUUAAUAUUUAGAUUUUUCAAGAAAAAUAAACUUUUAUGAUUUAUCCUUACUUAAUUUUCCAUGGUGUUUUUGUUCAGGUAAACUCAUGUUUGCCUUUACUAAACAAGGAUGUCAAAAUA
Penaeus indicus is the source of this 3033-nucleotide messenger RNA. RefSeq names its product zinc finger protein 84-like. The record is from RefSeq and is a predicted model, not a curated record. Gene Ontology annotation, biological process: regulation of DNA-templated transcription. The transcript is spliced from 2 exons. NCBI's taxonomy places the organism in Eukaryota, Metazoa, Arthropoda, Malacostraca, Decapoda, Penaeidae. Gene Ontology annotation, molecular function: RNA polymerase II cis-regulatory region sequence-specific DNA binding; DNA-binding transcription factor activity, RNA polymerase II-specific. The coding region runs from base 1086 to 2528 and encodes 480 amino acids.